AGCGAUCUGGGCUAUCCUUGUAAGUUAUGAUAUCUCUUAUCCAUAGCUCCCGAGUCCCCGAGAUCCCGAGCCGAGGCCACACUUGCGCUUAACCAUCGCUUCACAUGCGCUGUUUUCACCGGUUUCGUGGGUUAUUUUGACAUACAGUAUGUUGACUACAAGAUUGAUCGCAAUCUUGAUUGGCUACUCUUCUGUGACACCUCUUCAAUAUCUUCUUGUGAGUCUUCACGUCCGAGUUGUCACUCGGCGGAUUUGCAGGUCAAUUGUGCCUUCCGUGGAGAAGUCCUGGUCCUGUGGCAUGGACGUUGUGACAUUUGGAACACGCCGCGUUGUGUUAUCUUAGAAAGCCCAGUCCCGCCGUAUGUUCUCGGAAGCCCCGCUGGACAUUGAUGGUCCGGAGAAAAGUCCUGGCCGUGAGAUGUGCUUAGAUUCGAGCGAUCUAGGGCGCUGCGAUUCUCGC
Pseudovirgaria hyperparasitica is the source of this 460-nucleotide messenger RNA. RefSeq lists its product as uncharacterized. The coding region runs from base 149 to 343 and encodes 64 amino acids. The transcript has a single exon. Lineage: Eukaryota; Fungi; Ascomycota; Dothideomycetes; Acrospermales; Acrospermaceae. The record is from RefSeq and is a predicted model, not a curated record.